This is a messenger RNA of Fundulus heteroclitus (mummichog), 4314 nucleotides long. RefSeq names its product diacylglycerol kinase, epsilon (gene dgke). NCBI's taxonomy places the organism in Eukaryota, Metazoa, Chordata, Actinopteri, Cyprinodontiformes, Fundulidae. Bases 198 to 1937 code for a protein of 579 amino acids. Gene Ontology annotation, molecular function: ATP-dependent diacylglycerol kinase activity. The record is from RefSeq and is a predicted model, not a curated record. The transcript has 11 exons.
UCAGCGUGACGUCGUCCUCUCUUCCUGUUUGGAGUCUCGCACCUUCAUUCCGCGGAGCAGCAUCCUGUUGAUGCCAGGGAACAUGAUCUUAGCGGGAACCCGUGGCUCGCUGACGGUGACCGCGCGCCUCCCUUCUCCUUCUCCCCCUUCCGCUCCCUGAAAGCCGCCCGUCGCUUGUGUCCCGGGCCGCGGCAGCGAUGUGCCAGGAGGGGGACGAGGCGAAGGAGGACUGCGGCUCCCGGGAGGAGUGGACGCUGCUGUUCUGGACCUCUCUGGCCGUCGUCGUGCCGGUCAUCCUGACGCUGUGGUGCAGCGCGCAGCGCUCCAAGAGGAGGACCUACAUGAAGGAGUUCUUCAGGAAGAGCAAGCACGGCUGGCAUUACACGGACCUGUUCAACAAGCCCACCUACUGCUGCGUCUGCUCGCAGCACAUCCUGCACGGAGCCUUCUGCGACUGCUGCGGCGUGUGCGCCGACGAGCAGUGCCUGCGCCGGGCCGACCGGAGCCUCCCCUGCAAGGAGAUCAUGGCCCCGUGCCGGCCGGACGGGACCACGGAGCACCGCUGGGUCCGCGGGAACGUGCCCCUGGCCAGCUACUGCGCCGCGUGCAAGCAGCAGUGUGGGACCCAGCCCAAGCUCUGCGACUUCAGGUGCAUCUGGUGUCAGACCACCGUCCACGACGACUGCAUGGACAGCCUCGCGGGCAAAGACACGUGUGACCUGGGCGAGUUCCACAGCCUCAUCAUCCCGCCUCACUACCUCCACCGCGUUAACAAGCUGCGGCGCCGGCUCCCCGACGAGUACAGCAAGCUGGGGGCUUCCUGUGGCAGAAACUGGACUCCUGUGUUGGUGCUGGCCAACACACGGAGCGGCAACAACAUGGGGGAGGCCCUACUGGGAGAGUUUCGUACCCUCCUCAACCCCGUUCAGGUGUUCGACCUGUCCGAGCUGACGCCCCCCAAGGCCCUCCAGCUGUGCACCUUACUCCCCCCCGGCAGGGUCCUGGUGCUGGUAUGCGGAGGCGACGGCACUGUGGGCUGGGUCCUGGAUGCGAUAGACGCAAUGAAGCUCAAGGACCAAGAUCAGUUCAUCCCCAGGGUGACCAUCUUGCCCCUGGGAACAGGAAAUGACCUUUCCAACACGUUAGGCUGGGGAGCUGGCUAUGCUGGGGAGAUCCCCGUGGAGCAGGUUCUCCGUAACGUUCUGGAAGCCGAAGUGGUCAAGAUGGACAGAUGGAAGGUGCAAGUAGCUUCAAAGGGCCUCUACUUUCGGAAACCGAAGGUUCUGUCCAUGAACAACUACUUCUCUGUGGGGCCGGAUGCUCUGAUGGCGCUCAACUUCCACGCCCACCGCGAGAAAACGCCCUCCUUCUUCUCCAGCCGCAUCAUUAACAAGGCUGUGUACUUCCUGUAUGGCACCAAAGAUUGUUUAGUACAGGAAUGUAAAGAUCUGGAUAAGAGGGUUGAGCUGGAGUUGGACGGGGAGAGGGUGGCGCUACCGAGCCUGGAGGGCAUCAUCGUUUGUAACAUCGGCUACUGGGGAGGAGGCUGCAGGCUCUGGGAGGGCAUGGGAGACGAACCCUGUCCCCCGACUCGGCUGGACGAUGGGCUGCUGGAGGUGGUGGGUGUGUUUGGGUCCUUCCACUGCGCUCAGAUCCAGGUCAAGUUGGCCAACCCUGUUCGACUGGGACAGGCACACACUGUCAGGCUGGUUCUGAAGAGCUCCACGAUGCCCAUGCAGGUGGACGGCGAGCCCUGGGCUCAGGGACCCUGCACCAUCACCAUCACCCAUAAGACCCAGGCCCUCAUGCUGUACCACAGCGGAGAGCAGACGGACGACGAUGACGAUGACGACGACGAGUCCAGCACCUCGGAGCCUGAGAGCCCGGCCCCUCAUGACUCCCCCAGACGCCAGUGGUCGACUGCUUUGCAAGCGUGAUGCGCCUCGGGCGUCACGUGAUCCUUUGGUUUCAGUUUCUUCAGUCUCAUUUCACUGGUCGAUCACUUGCUGUGCUUGUCUCCGCUUCAUACAUCCUUGUGAUCCUCUUUUUUUUUUCCAGCGAUAGGUUCGCAUUUCUCAAAUAUUUUGCACAGCUAUAAACUGUUUAGAGUCCUCUUAUGUUAUUAGUCCAUUAUCUUCAAACCCUCGUUUGUUGUAACCUAGAGCUCAGGCGUUUACCUUCUGGAGCAGUCAGGAGGAGGCGAAUAUGUUAAAGAAAGCUUUCUGUUUAUUUGCACUGAUCCCUGGAGUCUAUAGAUAACUGUGCCGUAUUUAUUGUGCUUUAUUUAAAACUGAGUGUUCCUUUCAGCGAGCCAACUUUACCACACUGUCCAGGCCCUCUAAAAGCCAUGUUGAAACCUAGAGCAGGCCAUGAAGCUGUGAUACAAAGAUUAGUCCCGUCACAUAAUGAUUUUAUGGUCUAAAUUAAGCACAAAAACUCAGUGAGCAGUGGGUUGACUUGUAGAAGUAUUGAAACAAACAUCUGUUAAAUUCAGAUUCUCAGUUUCUCUCUCUAGCAUCCGUUGCUGAAACCUUUAGAAGUGUUUGCCAAAAGAUUCUCGGCUCUGAAAGGAAGGGCGGCGGCGUGACGGUAAACACGUAAACGUAUUCUUGCACCUGGGACCUUUCCUACGUUUAGUCAGGUUACGAUGGGAAACCUCGUGUUUUAUUGGGUUUCCAGGUGAUUAGACCGACACAGGGCGGUGCUGAACCGUGAAGUGGAAGGGAAACGAUGCAAGAAUAUAAGAAGUGGGGAGAGCCUUUGUAUUCAGUAGAUUACCCGAGUCAAUACGUUGUAGAGGCACAUACCGUUGUAGCUGAUGUCUUUUUGGGCUCCGUCUCUAUUAGCGCAUCUAGAAACUAAACUAUUUGCUCGCUCUAUGAAAAUGUCUCUUUAAUGAUGUUCUCCAACAAACCUCUGAGGCCUUUACCGAACAGCCGGAUUUACUCAGAUUAAAUUACACACAUGUGCACCUUUUAGAAUCUAUAUAAUAAAAUGUAUAAUUAGGUGACUUUUGAGAGACUUUGUUUCGAAUAUUAAAACCAAGUAUCAUUUUCCUUCCCCUUCAAACUUGUGUUGGCCUAUCGGGUACGACCACAAUAAGAUGUUUUUAAGGUUGUGGUUGUAAAAGUGGCAAACCUCCCUUUAGCAAGGGACUGGUUCCGUUUAAUCACCGGACACACGAUGCGUCGGUCUAUGUGGGGUCUGGACUGUGCCGUCGGCGGAUACUGACAUACAGACUUGGUUAGGGGUCCUGCAGGAAACGGGCCCACCUGUCGAGGCUAACUUAGAAAGCACUGCCAAGUAAAUAUGGAGCAACUUUGCUAGCAUGUAAAAACUUUUUUUUUUUGUUUCCUCCCCCUCGUCAUUGUAAAUUGUUUACAUAUUUUGUGUUGCGCUUACACUGCCCAGGACGUAGCGUCUAUACAUGUUACAGCCAUAUGUUAUGCAAGCAGUCCUUUAGCAUUUCAUGUUUUACCUGCUAUCGCCACAAGGUGGCAGGCUGAGGGCAGUAUUUAGUAGCUCUUUGCAGACACUAGAUCAGUAGUUACAGCACUGUUGCAUGUACCUUCGUGUGGCGUUCAGGUGACGCCGUCGCUCCGGGCGUCUUGGUCGGACAUCCAAGUGCUUGCAGGAUUACUGUUGCUCCAAGCCAUAUUGGAAACGUCUGUGGAUCGUCUCUUUUUAAAAGUUUGCUACGGCAGCCUUUAAAAGGUUGAACAGGAUCAGCCGUCAGCCAUGAUUAUGCCUACGCUUAAUGCCAACGUCCUCUUGCUGGAUGACACCCGCUUUACCUUUUUAAUGUGCGUUUACCAGAGGUUUGUGUUGCAAUGGAGCAUUUUAUGUGGAACUUAAAGAGCGUAGGAUUCCCCCCCCCCUCUGGGCUUAGAGCCCGUUUCCCCCGUUUGAAGCUGAUCUGACCGAAAUGUUUCAUUGGGGCAGAACUGACAUUGUUGCUUUGGCAGAACGCCCUCCUGUGCAUUUUGGAUUUUUGUUUUUAAAGCGUGGCUAGAAAACAGUAUUGAUGCAGGAGUUAAAAAGUCAUGGUGACAGAAAAGCUGCUUCAGCUUUAAAAUCUAAAAUAAAACUCCUUAUAAGAAUCUAUGGUGAAUAUGUUAACCACUAAAGGAGCUCCCUGUUUAACACAAACCACAAAGAAGCAAGAGUUUAGAGGAAAACAAGCUUUUAAUGCCAACAAUCAUAGGAAAUGGCCGUUUACAAAACGUGACAAGAACCAAUUUUGAUUUAAAUGAAUGUAAUGAGGUGUAAUGUUUGGAAUUUGAAGACAUUCCCAUAAAUAUUUUCAUACAUAAA